This is a messenger RNA of Penicillium psychrosexuale, 1362 nucleotides long. Its product is annotated as MFS transporter. Bases 1 to 1362 code for a protein of 453 amino acids. NCBI's taxonomy places the organism in Eukaryota, Fungi, Ascomycota, Eurotiomycetes, Eurotiales, Aspergillaceae. The record is from RefSeq and is a predicted model, not a curated record. The transcript has 5 exons. Gene Ontology annotation, cellular component: membrane. Gene Ontology annotation, biological process: transmembrane transport. Gene Ontology annotation, molecular function: transmembrane transporter activity.
AUGUCUAUAUCUGUCGAACACCAGGCUUUGCACCCAGAGAAUACCUGUAUCACGAUCGAUGUAGACGCCGAGAAGAAGCUCGUCCGAAAGAUCGAUCUCUAUUUGAUGCCUUCAGUCUUCAUUCUUUACCUUUUCUCCUACAUGGACAGAUCGAACAUUGGUCUUGCAAAAAUCGCCGGAAUGGAAGAGGAUCUGCACCUCACAUCAGAUCAAUACUAUACAGCCGUGAUAGUAUGGGUGAUUGGCUAUACUAUCUCUGCCGUGCCAUCCAACAUGAUUCUCUCUCGGACUCGCCCAUCAGUUUUCCUUCCAAUAAUCACAUUCGCAUGGGGAUCUAUCGCAGCCUUAAUAGGUGCUGUCCGUCAUCAAAGUCAACUGAUAGCCCUGAGAUUCCUUCUUGGGGUCUUCGAAGCAGGGUUCAGUCCAGCCGUGAUCUUCUUAAUUUCCACAUGGUAUCGAAAGAACGAGCAAUCCAAACGGUUCAUAAUCUUCCUAACCGCAGGUAUACUCUCAGGAGCAUUCGGGGGCGUAAUCUCAGGAGCUAUCACAUCGACAUUAGAUGGCGCACACGGUAUCCGCGGCUGGAGAUGGCUCUUCAUUGUCGAAGGACUCGCAACUGCCGGGAUAAGCCUGAUCGUCCACUGGACUCUACUCGACUACCCGCACAGCAGUCGCGGGCUAUCCCCCGAAGAACGAAAGCUAGCCCAACAGAGACUCCUCAAAGACGGAAUCGCCGACCAAGGCGACUUGAAAAACCAGACCACCUCGAUCUUCGUACUCUUGUUCAAAGCACUCUUGAAUUGGCGAACCUGGGUACUGAUCCCUGGCUACAUGACCAUAUCCGGAGCUGGGGCUAUCUCAUACUUCUAUCCAACGUUGGUCCACGAGAUGGGGUACACCUCUACCGCCGCGCAGUACAUGACAGCUCCGCUCUAUAUUACUUCUCUAGCUGCGGCUAUCCCUAUUUGCUGGUUGGCUGACCGCAAACCCCAUGCUAGGGCACAGCUAUUGGUGGGAGAUAUGAUAGUCGGGAUGGUGUUUUUCGCUCUUAUAGCGGGCAUUCGAAACAAUACUGCGCGAUAUGUGUUUUUGUGCUUCAUUAGCAUGACUCUCUGGACGGGAAGCGCGCUUGCUCUUUCGUUUUCUACUACGUCUCUGGCUUCGGUUACUCGUGAUGUUCGUGCGAUCAUGCUCGCGUGGAUACCUGCCGUUGCUGGAUUGGCGCAGUUAUAUGGGACUGCCCUGUUUCCAGCAAAAGACUCGCCUGUAUAUGUCGUCGGGUUUUCUGUCUUUGCGGCUACUUUUACCGUCGGGGCUGUUUGUUAUGGCCUGGUAGAUAUUUGGUUCAAGCGUUAUCCAUGA